AUGCGGAAUAUCGCCUCAAGGCUAUCGCCACGCCGAGCCAUGAAAAGGACCGAUUCUCUAGCUAACCUGACGCCUCCAAGGCGGGCUGCGCCAACGCCUGCGUCUGUGCACGGCUUACAACCUCCUGCCGCACCUGCUUUAUUCCGUGGCCUAGCGCCCGCUCUCCAGGGACCGCCUAGACCUCUGCUGGGGCCAUCUACCCCAAGCGCGGUAGAGGGACCUUCCCCUAUCCCUCCUACCCUUUGCCUGCCAACAGUAGUUCUGGGCACGCCGAUUCCUCAAACGCCAAUUCCUCAAGGCACUCUUCCAACGCCUCCUGUUGUGCUAGGAACGCCUAUACCACAGGAAUCGUUCCCUACCACUCCUUCAUUAUUGCCACAGGGUCAUCGUCGCGGCCGCUAUACACGUCAAAGCGCACAUGCUGAAGAGCGACAGUUUGAUCAGAUAGUUGAUCCACCUUUUAUAGGGGACCUUAACUUGCCUGCCCUUAGUGAGGAAGAUCAGGCCCUUGUGCGGGAGUUCUAUACUGCCCUGAAUGACGACCAGAUGCAUAGCUGCAUUCGCUGCCGGGAGCAUUGGUUCGAUAUGAAGAGAAAUAGCUUGAAAAUCUGCAGCCGCUGCAUUAGUCGAGACAGGGAGAGAACCCCUAACGAGCCCUACUUCUUUAGCGCUGCGAAUAACCUUGACUUCGGGGAAGUCCCCGGUAAUCUACCUGGCCUAAUAAUGGUUGAGGAGAUGCUGAUUGCUAGGGUUCACGUACACGUGAAGGUCCUACAGCGCCACCACCCGGGCUAUCGCGAUAUCGUCGUCCCCCAAGGCCCCGUUGAGGAGGCUGUAGAAGAGGAUCCUAGCGAUGUAGACGCAUCGGCGAUCCCGAAUUUGCAGGUUACCGAUACCGAAUUAAACGCCCUGCAGUCCCGAUUCCUUCAUGGUACCCCCGACCCCGAGCGUAUGGCCGAUCUUGAGCAUAUGCCGCCUAGCGCGCAGGCUUAA
Fusarium vanettenii 77-13-4 is the source of this 993-nucleotide messenger RNA. RefSeq lists its product as uncharacterized. NCBI's taxonomy places the organism in Eukaryota, Fungi, Ascomycota, Sordariomycetes, Hypocreales, Nectriaceae. The record is from RefSeq and is a predicted model, not a curated record. Bases 1 to 993 code for a protein of 330 amino acids. The transcript has 3 exons.